This is a messenger RNA of Acipenser ruthenus (sterlet), 1149 nucleotides long. RefSeq names its product single-stranded DNA cytosine deaminase-like. The transcript has 5 exons. The record is from RefSeq and is a predicted model, not a curated record. The coding region runs from base 53 to 664 and encodes 203 amino acids. Gene Ontology annotation, biological process: cytidine to uridine editing. Gene Ontology annotation, cellular component: nucleus; cytoplasm. NCBI's taxonomy places the organism in Eukaryota, Metazoa, Chordata, Actinopteri, Acipenseriformes, Acipenseridae. Gene Ontology annotation, molecular function: RNA binding; cytidine deaminase activity; zinc ion binding.
CAUUCUCACUCUCUCUCGCACACUCAUCCAUAAACUGCAUUGCGAUUACUCAAUGACUCAAAAAACGAUGGACAGCGUGUUCAUGAAACAGAAGAAGUUCAUCUACCACUAUAGGAACCUGCGCUGGGCUUUCGGGCGUCAUGAGACUUACUUGUGCUACAUUGUGAAGAGGAGAGACAGCCCCACUUCUGACUCCUUAGACUUUGGAUUCCUUCGCAAUCGUUCCGGCUGCCACGUCGAGGUGUUGUUUCUGCGCUAUAUGAGUGCUUGGCAGAUCGACCCUCGUCUCAGUUACUCUGUCACCUGGUUCUGCUCCUGGUCUCCCUGUUUCGGCUGCGCGCUCCACCUGGCUCAGUUCCUGUCUGAGCACCCCAACUUACGCCUGCGCAUCUUCGCGGCCCGUCUGUAUUUCUGCGAGGACAAGAAUUCGGAGCCUGAAGGACUGAGGAGACUCAAAGCUGCAGGGGCGCAUAUUGCAGUCAUGACCUUCAAAGACUAUUUCUACUGCUGGCACACGUUCGUCGCCAGUCGAGACCGUGCGUUCAAAGCCUGGGAGGGGCUCAACGCAAACUCCAUCCGACUGGCUCGACAACUCAGACGCAUCCUCCAGCCUGUGGAUGAAAUUGAUGAUCUAAGAGAUGCCUUCAAGCUACUUGGAUUUUGAAAAGAGCAAAUUUGUCUACAGUGUACAACAGCUGUGACUUUGAAAUGAGGAACUUCAAGUUAGUUUUAAAAAAGGCAAUUUUAAUAUGUGUAACAUUGCCCUUACUACUUCAUGGUGUUUGCAUUCAUUCCGAGCCACUCUGGAUUUUGUGCUCUAGUGUUGAGUUAUAAUAAUUUUUCUCUAAAUCUACCUGGCUUUGAGCUUGCUUGAAGAAUCAUAAUUGCUGUGCAUUGACCAUGCUUUAUCAUUGAAUUCAAAUAAUCAGUUUAAUAUAAAAAAAAAACACAUGUCUUAAUAUUCAAUACUGUAAUUAAUUACCAAGCAUUACAUUGUUGUACUCACAGCAAUAACUGAAACAUAUUUUAGGGCAAGCAUUAUUACAUUUUGCAUUAUUUUUUUUAUAUAUAUAUUUUUUAUUAUUAACAUCCUGAGAAGAUGGUGCUCAUUGUACUAAAACAAAACAAUUUUCAAAUAAAAAGCACUUC